AUGGACGCAUUUCUCGCAGAACUAACAUCACAUUCCCAUGCUUCACAACCCGAUCGUGUUUCAGCUAUCCAAUUAAAAAAUGAUAUUAAAGUUCGUGCUGUGAUAACAGAUGAACCAACCAGCUCAAUUCUUCAUUCGGUCUUACGUACAUAUCCACUAAGUGCCGCUGGUGAACGUUCAAGCAAUGAAGCACUUAUGUUGAUGAUUCGAAGACAACGUACUAUUGAAACAGUCGACGUCGAUGGUCGGUUACCAGAAAAAUUAAGAAAGACCUAUCGUGAUCAAGAUUUCAUCUUGCACGAAGACAAGAAUUUAAUUAUAUUUACAACAAAAACUAAUUUAUCUAUUCCCAAGCAAAACAAACAUUGGUUCGCUGACGGAAAAUUCAAAUUAAACUAUCAAUUAAAUGUGUCUCUUUUUCUUUCUCAUUUUCUUUCAUGA
Molecule: messenger RNA, 441 nt
Organism: Rotaria sp. Silwood2
Lineage: Eukaryota; Metazoa; Rotifera; Eurotatoria; Philodinida; Philodinidae
Source: the annotation of a GenBank genome assembly